Meleagris gallopavo (turkey) is the source of this 2449-nucleotide messenger RNA. It is a transcript of the gene ARMC7, whose product is annotated as armadillo repeat containing 7. Gene Ontology annotation, molecular function: protein binding. The record is from RefSeq and is a predicted model, not a curated record. Lineage: Eukaryota; Metazoa; Chordata; Aves; Galliformes; Phasianidae.
GACCGCCUCGCUGUCCGUCUCGCCGGCGCCGGGGGCUGAUCGCGGCUGAUCGGCAGAGCUCUCAGAACUCGGGAUGGAGCUGGGGAGGCUGGAGUAUCUGCAGGCCCUCGUCACUGAGUUCCAGGUGACAGACAGCCCAGAGGCCAAGCAGCAGGUGCUGGCCAACCUGGCCAACUUCGCCUACGACCCCAGGAACUACGAGUAUCUGCGGCAGCUCCAGGUGCCAGACCUGUUCCUCGACAUGCUGACGGAAGACAACGAGACCCUCGUGGAAUUUGCUAUGGGUGGUCUUUGCAACCUGUGUCUGGAUAAAACUAACAAAGACUAUAUCCUGGAGGCCAGUGGAGUAGAGCCCAUAAUUAAUUGCCUCUCCAGCUCCAAUGAAGAGACAGUCAUGUCAGCAGUCACAACCCUGAUGUAUCUGACAACACCACAGUCGUGCCAGCAGACCACGCCUCUCCCAGUGGUGGAGUGCAUGCUUCGCUUCUCUCUCUCCGCCAGCAGAAGGCUAAGCAAUCUGGCAACAGUCUUCCUGGAGGAUUACUGCACACCUCUGCAGGUGGAAGAGGCCAAGAACCUAAGCAAACACACAGCAGUAGGGAUUCCUCUCCCUAAGGACUGAAGCCGUCAGAGCAGCUUGGAGCUAUUGAGAGAGCGGCACCCCCAUUUUCUCAGGUCUCCAACUAAUGCUCAGUAGGUCAAGAGCGUGAGGAGAACAACAAAGAAGGAAAUCAGACUAGCAUUGAAUUUUAGUUACUAUUGAAGAGGACAGUACAGCACUGUAGCAGGCCAAGAAUGCAGCUGAAACUGGAAGCAAAUAUUUUAAAUAAAAAAAGUGAUGGCUGUUGGUCAGCAGGUUGCUGAGUGCAGCUCAGCAACAGCUUGCAAGUCUAACUCUUUCUAGCAGUUACUUUUUCUGCUUGGAUCAUUGCUCAGCUUUAUCACUUCUAGUUCCUGGCUGAUUUUGCCACAACUUUCCACUGUCAACUCAAAUGACUUUGAAAUGACCGAAACUUCAUCCUUCCUGCAGAAGAAAGGUGUUUCCCUGCUCUGGUAAUCUGCAAUCCUACUACAUAUCUUUGGUACUAAAUAUACUGUUUUAUCAUCAUGCCACAGAAUAGGUGAUAGCCAUCCUGUAAGUUAGGAAGGAGAAAGCUGUAUUUCCCUCAUUACCACAGCUGAGAAAGGUGCAGGUCGAAAAAGGGUUUACGGCAUUCAGGUUCACAAGAAAAGCCUUCUCUUAGUAAAACAUUAACUUAACUGUUGUGUAAACAGUUUUGUGUAAGCUCAUAAAUAUUUCUCUACACUUGCAGCCCAGCCUCUGCCUGCUCUUACUAAUGCAUGUGAGUUGGAAGUUGAAGGCACCUUGCUCUCUUUUCAUUAUCAGCCAAUCAUGCCAAAGGUAACUCAAAAGCCAGAGUGGCUAACUGCCUAAAAACAUAAAAUGGUUUGGCCCUUUACCACAGUGCUUCCUGAAAGACAGCACUGUGUGCCUGUGAGUUUCAGAGUUUUGCUUUCUCCCCCUUCACGUCAGCUGAAACACAACAGAGUGAGCUUAAAAACACAAAAGCCAACUGGGGCUCCGCCGUGAGCAAGCAGCUCCUCUGUGCACACUGGGCACCUUUUUAGCAGACAGUCUGGCGUGCCCAAACUCAGUAAGUGAAGGAGAUGUAACCAUGUCUGCGCUCGUGGGGCUUGCAAAGGAAAUACAACUUCACUACUUACUUUCCCCCUCCUAGGCCAGGAAAUGGGUAGACAUGGUUUACAUGCACCCAGACCACGUUCCCUACCUGCUGUGUGAAGAAAGGCCAUUAGAGCAAAUCCAGUUUCAUAGUCAGCACCUGAGGGAGGGGCUUCUCCAUGCCUCACUGGGAAGUCAGGGCGUUUUCAGAGCUCUUCAGGAUUGGGAAGGCAGGCUGGCAGGCUGGCAGACACGCAGCAGCUGCGCUGCACGCACCUGAGCUCCCGGCCGGCCCUGCCUUCCCACCAGCUGUUCGGUCACCUCUGUCAGUUCAGGCCCUGACUUAGCAGUUCUGCCACGGAGUCCAAUUUGGUUUUGAGAGGAGAAACUUUCAUUUCCCCUAUUCUGGUAAAACAGAUGACAUGUAUCAAGCCACACUGCAUGCUUCUUGAGAAGAGAAAAUUGAUGUUUGACACUCUUCAUGUGGAGACAGCAUGUGAUGGUACCCCCAAUCAGGUGUGUGCACUCUCCUCUUCUGCUCCAUCCCAGCCCUCUUCAGAUUAAGGCAGGACAACUGAGAACAAUGCAGAACCAAACCCACAAAAUAAAAUCCACGCAGGAAACAUUGCUUCAAAAUCUCUAUAUUAUUUACCUUAAGCAACAGUCCAGCUUCGUGAAAUUACAACACACACUUUAAAGAAUGAGAUUUUCACCUCAUGGUCAAGCACCAGCAUGAUCAUGCACAGCAUUGAGUCAGUUGUAUAAAAA